AUGGUAUCGUCAGAGCAGUCACAAAACCGCCCGCUGCUGCUGGCAGCGGCGCUCUUCCUCCUCUCCAUGCGCAUCGUGCACUGCCUCAGGCUGCAUCCCGACGCGAUGGCUCUCCUCGACUUCAAGAGCGUCAUGGGCGCAUUUCCUCACAUCAAGCUACAGGGCUCAUUGGACGCCGCCACGAGCCUGGGGGACCUCAGCGAGCUCGUGGCUAUCGACCUGUCGUGCAACGACUUCACCGGCACUUUUCCCUGGGAGAUCGGGAAGCUUUCGAAGCUCAAUCUGCUGCGCCUGCGGAACAACAAACGCUUGGAGGGGCCCAUUCCCGAGAAGAUCCUCACCAUGCCGAAGCUCGAGACGCUCGACCUUUCCAGCACGAAUCUCACCGGGAGCCUGCCCACAAAGGAGGGGUCGUUCGCGUCGCCGCUCAAGAACCUCGACCUGUCGUACAAUCACUUGACGCUCGACAUUCCCGAGGAGAUGAGCGCGCUUUCGGGCCUCCGGUACCUCAACCUACGCGCGAAUCGCUUCGAAGGUUCCACAGCGCCCAUCGCGCUUUUGUACAUGAGCAGCCUCACCUUCCUCGACAUUUCCAAUAAUAUUUUCACUUUCGAACUGCCGUCUUCGCUCGGGUUCAACUUGUCCAGCCUCGUACACCUGGCGGCCGGCAACAACCAGCUGGCCGGCAGCAUUCCGGACUCUUUCACGCUGCUCACGGCACUCACAUUCCUGGAACUCGGCUAUAACGCCCUCUCCAGCUCCCUCCCGUCCUCGCUACUGAGUCUCCCGCGUCUCUUCGAAGCGCAUCUGGGGCACAACUCCCUGGCAGGUAGCUUCCCCGCGGGCACGCCCACCACCAAGCUGAGCUCGCUGGACCUCUCCUGGAACGAGUUGCGCGGCGCGCUGCCGACGUUCAUAGCCAGCAGCACGAAACUAUCGUACCUCGAUCUGAGCCACAACCACUUCACUGGGGCCAUCCGUCCCGAGUGGAGCUCGCUGGUCAGUCUCCAUCACAUCAACCUGGGCUUUAACGACCUGACCGGGUUGAUCCCCACCGCGUUCCAGUCUCUCACGAACCUCUAUGCGUUCUACGCGCCGCACAACCGCCUGUCCGGACCCGCUGUUGGCGCGUUCGCAGCGCGCGGCGACCGCGGCGACACGCUCUUCUUCCUGGACCUGAGCUACAACCGCCUGACCACCGACAACCUGCAGCGCUUCGCCACGCUCUUCAACUUCAUGGACGUCAACCUGUCGCACAACGACCUGCGCGGCUCCGUUCCGCCGCGCAUGUUCCAGGAUGUGUCCCCGUACAUGCUGGACCUGAGCUACAACAAGCUGCAAGGAGGCUUGGAUGGAUUCAUGGCGCUCACCAACCUCCUCACCUUGAACCUCGCCAAGAACCGUCUGUCUGGGACGAUUCCAGCAAAGAUAAGCGAUCUCGCGCAGCUGCAGCGGCUGGUGCUGAAGCGUAACGCGCUGUCCGGGAGCGUGCCCGAGGCGGUGACGGCGAGCAACGGACUGGUGAAGCUGGACCUGAGCAACAACAGGCUGUCGGUUAUCUCGAGUGCCUUGUGCCCAUCCAGAAUCUACUACCCUCGUUGUCAUUCACUCGAGCAUUCAAAACCCCUUUUCCCUCCCCAUCCACCCGCCCACUCCCCCCUCUCUUCCUCCAGGCAAGCUGCCAAAUAUCAACAACUGUCCCAAGAGCUGAUCCUGGCGAACAACAUAUUCACCGACGAUCUUCCCACCCUCGACUCGUGCGCGGGCGUGGCGGAGCGCAUGGACCUGUCGUACAACCAGCUGUCGGGCGCCAUCCCCACCAUCCUCUCGCAGUUCUCCUUCCUCACCCACCUCUCGCUCUCUCACAACGCCCUGAACGACACCAUUCCCGAGGGAAUCGCGGAUUUGCGCAGCCUACGCGUGCUGGACCUCUCGUGGAACCAGUUGCAAGGGUCUGUUCCCGCCGGGCUUGGGCUGUCCGAGGCGCUACAAGAGGUGUACCUUGCUGGGAACCAGCUGGAUGGGAUCAUUCCUGAGACCAUGGCAACUUACCCUGACUCGUCUUUCUUGCCCGGGAAUGAAUUGCUGUGUGGCGAACCUGUGAAGCAGUGCUUAGAAGAUGACGUAGUAUUUAAGUGA
Closterium sp. Naga37s-1 is the source of this 2139-nucleotide messenger RNA. Lineage: Eukaryota; Viridiplantae; Streptophyta; Zygnematophyceae; Desmidiales; Closteriaceae. The record is from the annotation of a GenBank genome assembly.